UUCUUGUUUUUUUUUUUUUUACAUUAAAGAAAACUACAAUUUAUGCAUCCAUAAUUAGCGAAAUUCCACGUAAUCACCGUCGAUCGCCGGCCGAAAACACUGACCUGACGUGGCAAUUACUCUAGGUGGGUCCACAGGCUAAGAAUUUAAAAGGCCAUCCACGUCGGACCGACUGGGGCCGGCGAAUCCUCGGUGGCUUCUCCCAAUUGGAUGAAUAUUCGGAAUUUAAUAACUGAAACGACAUGUCGAAUAUUCCUCCUCCGUUUCUCUCGCGAUGCCUCUUCUCCAUCUUCUUCAUCGCUCACCUCUUCCAUCUCUCCCAUGGAGAUGUCGGUAGUGCAACACAUUACGGUCCUCCUUACUUACCUACCGCUUGUUUCGGAAACGAUUUCUCGAUGUUUCCGACGAACAACAUGUUCGGGGCAGCCGGAGAAGGAAUAUGGGAGAAUGGAGCGGCUUGUGGAAGACAAUACCGAGUGAGAUGCUUUAGUUCCGCCGUACCGAACUCGUGUGUUCGCGAUCAGACGAUUAGAAUCACGAUCGUGGAUCGUGCGGUUUCGACGGUUGCGAAAGCAGCGGUGGCGGAUACGACCAUGACGUUGUCAACGACGGCGUAUAAAGCGAUCGUUCAAGGAUCUGCGUCGCUGGUGAACAUCGAAUACACGCAGAAUUGAAUUGAAAAUUCAUGGAGGAAAGGAAAUGAGGAUUAUGAUCAUAUGAUGUAUGAAUAUAGUGUUUUUUAUUAUCUUCUUUUUGGUUUGUUGCUGACCGGUUCAAAUUGUAGAACUGUGAAGAAGAUGAAGUCCAUGUGUUGGGUUUCCGCCAUUGACACACACAACUAAUUCUUCUAUAUACUCCCCCUCCAUUUAUUGUAUUUUCAAAAGCAUAAAAAAAAAAAAAUACUAUUGUAGUUUUUCUAUUCUAUAAAUACAAAACUAAAUUUUACUGUUUGGUAUUAAA
Cucumis melo (muskmelon) is the source of this 960-nucleotide messenger RNA. RefSeq names its product EG45-like domain containing protein. The record is from RefSeq and is a predicted model, not a curated record. The coding region runs from base 243 to 674 and encodes 143 amino acids. The transcript is spliced from 4 exons. Lineage: Eukaryota; Viridiplantae; Streptophyta; Magnoliopsida; Cucurbitales; Cucurbitaceae.